AUGGGGCCGAAAACAGGCAAGCCAGACAAACCUGGCAAAGGCCGCAACAGACCUGGAGAAGGAGCUCCCCAGGCGUCGGUUGUCGAAUUUGGUCUUCCUCAGUCUGUCAUUGCCUCGCUUCAGGCAAUAGCAGCAAGAUCGACGCAGGACCUGUGGGCAUCUCCAGCAGCUAUUCCCGGCGACCUUACCGUCGAGCAACAACACUCACGGCAAGCCACGGCGUCUUACAAGCUCUCCAAGCGCAUUGCUGGAGAUUCCAAGGCAAAAGACGACCUCGCUGCGGCCUUGGCUACAUGGGUGAACACUAUAGGCUUGCAUCUUGCGGGCCUAGUCCAGAGGGUCCGUGCACUGGGCGACAAGAUAGACGAAGACCUGAUGGAAGCUUGCAGAGAAAUGGAGGCCACUCUGUCUGGUCUCCCUUCCUCCACUACUCAGGAAAAAAUUCAGGCUGCUUCCUCCAAACUCGGCCCGGUGUGGACACAGCCGCAAGCGGAGGAGAUUCUGCGACUGGCGUCCGCCCUCCGGGCAUUCAGUGUUGUUCCCGGCAUGGCUACAGGGAGUGGAUGUCUUGGCGCUCCUGCUGCUGGCACUCGGGUAGAAGGAGUACUGAGCACAGGAAGGAGCGUCUUUCCUGGCGUGGUCAGUGGAACCGUCGCCCCUUCGGCUGUCUCUGCCCCACUGGCGCCGCCACCUGCGCCCGCCAUUGCUGUCACAGACCCCCUUGGCGAAGGUGCUGCGCACGUAAUGGAGGGAGCCAGGCAGCGGCGAUGGAAGCGAGGCAAUGUUGCCUUGCCACAUCGGCCCAGCAAGAGUCCCCGACGCGAGGAUCCCGGUGCUCUUGCUGCUAUGGGCACGGAUUUCGGCAGAUCCGAUGCUUCGGCCCCGUGGCUUGGGAUAGCAACGGGAAGGACACCGGAAGGCCCCAGGCGUCCGGCAAUGACGGAACUUUCCGAGGAUGCCGAACUCUGGCCAGAUCCAGCCUCGGUUUCUGCCUUAGCCCCGGUUUCCUGGCACGGUGCUUGGACUCAAGCUAUGACCUUUAUUCUGGCAAAUGGCGGCGAGUUCAUUGGCGAGCUCGACUCCUCCCCGGAGCAAGAUGCUGUAUGGCCUCUACAGUCGGAUCCUACGGCGGUGGCUGCAGUACAGUCAGAGGCGGCUUCCUUCUGGACUGCCUUAGGGGCCGCGAUCGACUCCAACUCCGAGGCGCAAAUCCCCGGGAUAGUGCUCGUCUGCCAAGAGCUUCUGCAACGCAUUCGACUGUGUCCGGCAGCGCUACCGGGUAUCCAACAAGGAGUGGUAGUGGCUCUCCAGACAACACUGGGCAACAUCCUCGACUAUCAACAGUAUGGGCCAGCCACAGCACAGGAGACCUACGCCAGCGGACGACCCGGGCAGCUCUUGAGCUUUGAUAGUGAGAUAUACAGGAGGAUUCGUUGGAGGGGUCUUGCGCGGCACUGCUGUCAAGCAUUUUACCAUGUGUUGAGCUUGGGCGUCGGAUGGGGCGGAUCAGCGGUUCAGGUCUAUCGGCAAGGUACCUGGAAUGGUCAGCCGGUGUAUACCACUGGCGGCGAGUAUUCUGUUCUGAGUGUCAGCAAGUGCCGGUACCCUUCCAUGUUGAUGAUCGUGCACACGGUGUUCUCCUGCACCCACGGACGCGUGGCGUGGUAUCAGUGCACUUUGCCUGUGGAUUUGCGCCCUGUCGGAGGUAAUAUCCAGGUGCUGUCUGCCCGGCGUGAUCACGCUUGUGUGGACGUGGUCCGCCGUGCUCUGCUUGCACAAGGGCUUCCCUCUGAACAGGCCGUCUUACUCCGUACCAGCAAAGGCUGGUUCAGCCCUGCUUCCUUUUUGCUCUUGCUGCCAGAGCUAGAUUCUUUUCAGGUAUGGCCAAUUACUGCAUCAAGUGUGGAGGCUAUCGAGGGUGAUUCGCUCCCCUCCGUAGUCUCGGAUGACUGGUUUCGUGUCAGCCUCCCCUACACACAGGGUUCAGAGGCCGCAUUGCAUGAUACCGCUGGCUCCAAUGCUGUUGUCAUUUAUAGCAACGGACUGUUUUUCACUCAGGCGCCUUCCUUCGCGGACCAUUUGACACUCCGUUCCUCCGUACUUCAUACCUUCCUUGCAUCAGCACCUGGGGACCCAACGGUUCCUUUGCAUUUUGCGCGGUUGUUGCCUCCGCUCGAUAAUUUGCCGCCAGUGCAAUUUGUUGCUAUGUUUUGUCACGACGGCUUGCCCCCGGCACUAGUCGACUUGCGCCCAUUGGGAGGUGCCCUCCAUGUUUUUGGAGCCAGCAUGUAUGACACUCCGGCAACGCGUAUCCAAACUGCGAUUAGUCAGGGUGGAGACCCCUCUGUGAACAGGCCGUUGACCUCAAGGCUCGUCUCAGGGGAACUUUUGGUCCUGCAUAGGGAGGUCAUUGUCAAUCCCUUUGUCGCUUUGCAAGGACAGCCUCCAUUGCCCAUAGUUGUGGUAGCUCGGCGAGACAAUAUCGCUUCAGGCUUCAGGACCGCUGACCCACAUCAUGCCGUCUCCGAUGAGGAGGAUGAGCAUGAUGAGGUCUCGCCGUCGCCGCUGGAGGUCUCACGUGGAUGGGGUUUUCAGGAAGGUGUCCCUUUUCAGGUUCCAGCUGACCGUGUGUCUGAUUGGGAGGAGCAGGUUGUGCCCGGUCUUGCUGACGUAAAUGCGCAUUACAGACUGGCUUAUCGCCUUGCCCUUCCUGACUCGCUCACGCAGUUAUCAUGGACCACUGCGAGUGGCAUGCCGGGUUCUUUCUUCAAGGCAACCGACCUUUCUUUCAGUUCCGGGCAGUUCCGCAAGUUGAUGUCAGUUGGCCAGCUGCAACAUCUACCGAGCCCUCUCUUCGACACCGGCACGUUGCCACGCAAACAGGAUGUUCGCCAGCAGCUGGUCUUCAGUACAGUGGAUGGUCGUGACCCACACUUGCCCACGUGCUCUUAUGGGUUUGACGGGGAGCCUGAUCUGGACUCCACGGCGGGGCGCUUUGACGAGGCUCUUCCCAUUGGUUCCACGUCUGGAUUCCUUCCACGCACCAUUGGCCUGCUAGGACGGUGUAUUCAGAGGGUUGCCCAUCUGCUCCAUCUCCCCUCCGGCGUCGCGCCUCCUACUCCUUUCUGGUUGCUGCACUUUCGGGGACGUGGCGCUGUUGUGGCAGUUGUGGCACCUGGUUUUGACUGGGCAUUGGUGGCGCAGCAAGCUGCCGAGAUCUUUGGGGGCGAUUUCUUUUUGAAAAGCGCCUUCGGAGUCCAGCAUUGUGGGCGCGUCUUUCCCUAUGGCACCCAGUUGCCGGUGCCCCCGCACGGGGCUAUCAUUUCUCUGGUUAGGAUGACGCAGCCUAGCGGCGCUGGUUUCUCCACUUGGGACGCUCCACGUGAAGCGUAUUACAUCCCGCAGUUCAAUUAUGACAUUUGCCGUGGCCCCUUGUUUGAGCCGGCCAUACUCGCCAGUGGUCCGACGGUACCCCCAACGCGGUCAGAUGCUCGGCGCACCUCUGUCCCGGCCUCUGAUGUCAGCGACCCCCAUGCACACUCCAGCAUGGCCGACCUCUCGGUACAACUCGCCGCUGUCACUAGGCAGGUUAGUCAGCUUACUGCUAGGCUAGAGGAGGCUGGGGUCCUGGAGGCGCGUGCUGGCACGGCAGACCCUGCGAGCACUGAAGAGCCUUUGGCUGUUACCACAGCGGAGGCCACCAAUGACCCCUGGACACGCGUUGAGCAAUGGGGCGAUUCGAGGGCAGCUACCACCCGUUGCUCGAACCGUCUUGACCAUGCCCUGGUUUUCUUGUGGGUUGCUAAUCGGUUCGGGUUCCUUCCUGGGCUUUUGGCCUCUCUUACUUUGGCCAGGGCGGUGGAUGAUGAACCGGUCGAGCCUGCGGAACCGUCAGCCCCCAGCUCCCCAUCUUACAGUGGAGUGCAGCCCCCCACGCCGGACACAACUGUUGAAGGUGAAGGCCUGGCGAGUACGGUUCGAGCUAGUGACGAUGCUGGGGCCAGUAUACUGCUGUUCCGGUGCAGGGCUCGCUUAAUGAAGAUGUCGCACCUUUUGACCGUAGCCUGA
This is a messenger RNA of Symbiodinium sp. CCMP2592, 4068 nucleotides long. NCBI's taxonomy places the organism in Eukaryota, Dinophyceae, Suessiales, Symbiodiniaceae. The record is from the annotation of a GenBank genome assembly.